This is a messenger RNA of Cynara cardunculus var. scolymus (artichoke), 716 nucleotides long. RefSeq names its product chromatin modification-related protein MEAF6-like. Gene Ontology annotation, cellular component: histone acetyltransferase complex. The record is from RefSeq and is a predicted model, not a curated record. The transcript has 6 exons. Bases 66 to 491 code for a protein of 141 amino acids. NCBI's taxonomy places the organism in Eukaryota, Viridiplantae, Streptophyta, Magnoliopsida, Asterales, Asteraceae.
UUUCUACGAGAAGAAUACAAGCCCACCAUCACAAACUGUAAAUCGCAGAUUCGCAGUAAAAAAACAUGGAAUCUGAAGGGCAACAAAACUCUUCGAACCCAUCAGCCGUGAUCGCAGCUCUUUUAUGCAAAAGAGCCAAACAUCAUGAGGAUCUUCGAACCAUCGAAAAACAGGUUUAUGACAUGGAGACGGCUUAUUUACAGGAUCCAAGCCAAUGUGGAAAUGUGUUAAAAGGUUAUGAAGGUUUUUUGUCGGCAUCUAAGAGUACUUCACUCUACAAGCGAUCUAGGAAAUUUCAGCCGGAAGAUAGGCUCUUUUCACUAUCUUCAGUUACCUCACCUGCGACCGAAGAACAUGCCGCAAUGGGAGCUGCAUCUGGGUUGGGACCGGGAAAGCCGAAGAAAGGUAGACCAGGACCGAGGGAUGUGAGAAGAAUCAGGCAGUACAGUGAACCGGAUUUCGACUAUGAAGAUGAUCCUGAUUUGAUUUGAUUCGAGUAGUAAUUCUCGUUUAGAGCUCAUUCAGAAAGGGGUUCAAUUGAAAAUUAGGGUUUUCGAUUAUAAUUAGGGAGUGGAAUGGUGUCUUAAAGAUUCAUGUUUCUUGAUGUAUAUACAUACAUAUUGGAAUUUUCUAUGAAUUUAGGGCACAUUCAUGUGAUGCUCUACACCAACUAUUAAGAAAUGAAUUCCUCAAGCAGGGCAUCUUAUCUUUUGGUA